Messenger RNA from Zea mays, 2368 nucleotides. Its product is annotated as ribosomal protein S3, mitochondrial-like. The record is from RefSeq and is a predicted model, not a curated record. The coding region runs from base 16 to 1140 and encodes 374 amino acids. Lineage: Eukaryota; Viridiplantae; Streptophyta; Magnoliopsida; Poales; Poaceae. The transcript has a single exon.
UUUGAGAGCCGUGUGAUGGGUGACUAUCUAGCACGGUUCAGAGAGCACGUGUAUGUAGUCUGCGCUGGUGAAUGGAAGCCCCCGCCGCAAAAAAGAAGCGGCUUUUCCCACGGCUCUGUCACCAUUGACUCUAUUUAUUAUUAUGGUAAAUCAUUGUAUCAAGAUGUCAAUCUUAGAUCUUAUUUCAGUUCGAUACGUCCACCUACGAGACUCACCUUUGGCUUUCGUCUCGGUAGGUGUAUUAUUCUACAUUUUCCCAAAAGGACAUUCAUUCAUUUCUUUCUUCCCCGUCGACCACUACGACUAAAACGACGCGACAAAUCAAGACCCGGAAAGGAUAAGGGCCGGUGGUGGGCAUUUGGGAAAGUCGGGCCGAUCGGGUGUCUUCAUUCAAGCGAGGGUACAGAGGAAGAACGAAACGAAGUGAGAGGCCGGGGGGCAGGGAAAAGAGUCGAGUCGAUCGACCGGGAGAAGCAAAACGAAAUCAGGAUUUGGCCGAAAAAGAUGCAACGUUAUGGAUACCAUGACCGAUCACCAUCGAGAAAGAAGAAUUUUUCUAAAUCACUUCGGGUGAGCGGGGCCUUCAAGCAUCCGAAAUACGCCGGGGUUGUAAAUGACAUAGCCUUCCUGAUAGAAAAUGACGACUCCUUCAUAAAAACAAAGUUAUUCAAGUUCUUUUUUUUACCAAAGAAGUCCCGCUCUGACGGCCCGACGAGUCAUCUACUAAAAAGGACCCUCCCCGCUGUGCGCCCCUCCUUGAAUUAUUCGGUCAUGCAAUACUUUUUUAAUACAAAGAACAAAAUGCAUUUCGACCCCGUCGUAGUUCUCAAUCAUUUCGUGGCACCGGGUGUGGCUGAACCAUCUACGAUGGGGGGAGCGAAGGGAGGAAGCUUAGAUAAGAGAAUACGCUCUCGCAUCGCUUUUUUUGUAGAAAGCUCGACCAGCGAUAAAAAGUGUUUGGCCCGAGCCAAAAAGAGGUUGAUCCACUUCAUUCGCCAAGCGAAUGAUCUUCGCUUCGCGGGAACAACAAAACCACCAUCUCGCUCUUUCCUUUCUUCGGUGCUACCUUUUUUUUUUCAAGGGAUGGGGUUGGGGUGUAUAAUAACCCAUUUUAUGAGUAUGCCCGGGAACAACUCCUAGGUCAAUUAAGGAUCAAAUGUAGGAACCUCAUGGGUAAGGAUAAGGUAAUGGAAUUGAUAGAGAAAUUCAUAGACCUAGGUAGGAUAGGCAAAUUGAUAAAGGGAAUAGAGAUGAUGAUAGAGAUCAUACUGAGAAAGAGGAGAAUUCCGUACGGGUACAACUCUUAUUUGAACGAAGUGCAAAAAAUGCGAUCUUUUUUGUCUAAUAGAACAAACACUAAUACCUUAAUUGAGUCGGUAAAGAUCAAAUCAGUUUAUCAAAGUGCUUCUCUGAUUGCUCAAGACAUCUCUUUUCAACUGAGGAACAAUCCAAUCUCAUUUCGUUCCAUUUUUAGUAAAAUAGUUAAGGAUAUUCCAUUAAUAAUGCCAAAAGGGGUGGAGGGGAUACGUAUUUGUUGUUCUGGUCGAUUAGGGGGUGCGGAAAUAGCUAGAACUGAAUGCGGAAAGUAUGGAAAAACAUCUUGUAAUGUAUUUAACCAGAAAAUCGAUUAUGCUCCUGCGGAAGUAUCUACUCGUGACGGAAUUUCAGGUGUCAAAGUGCGGAUCUCAUAUAGUCAAAAUAAGAAGGGACGUGCUAUAUCCGAAACGUACGAAAUAUAGUAAAUAUAGUAAAUGCAGAUGUAGUAGGGGUCGCGAACCGGAUGGUACACAACUUGGUUUUGGAAGAUAUGGCACCAAAAGUAGUAGAGCUGGUCGUCUUUCAUAUCGAGCCAUUGAAGCAGCGCGUCGGGCUACAAUCGGACAAUUCCGUCGUGCUAUGAGCGGACAAUUCCGAAGAAAUUGUAAGAUAUGGGUAAGAGUUCUCGCAGAUCUUCCUAUUACGGGGAAACCCGCAGAAGUUCGAAUGGGAAGAGGAAAAGGAAAUCCUACGGGUUGGAUUGCUCGUGUGUCCACGGGACAAAUCCCAUUUGAAAUGGAUGGUGUGAGUUUGUCAAAUGCUCGACAAGCCGCUAGAUUAGCGGCGCAUAAACCAUGUUCGUCAACCAAGUUUGUUCAGUGGUCGUAACGUAAUUGGUUAGUGGGGAAAAACCGGGCCGGGACUCAAAAUAAUUUUACGAAGUGUUUGUUCCGGAAGUGGAAAGACAAAGAGGGAUAGGGAGCUCGCCUCCUUCUUUUUUGUAAUCGCCGAAAUGGAAAUUGUACGACGACCCUUCUUGUUCCAGGCAUACGACCCUGAGACGUGACGGUGUCACUUUUCCGGCCCGGUAAAGUGACAGUUAUAUAAAAAA